AGAAAGGUCCCGUUCCUGACUCGCGGCGAGAGACGCUAGCUGGCCUUCCCUUGCACCUUCCCCACCACAAAGCAUGGCAAGUACAUUGAGCGGCAUGCCUCUCCUCAGCGGUCCGCCGCCCGGGCCUGACGAGAACGAGAACGCAUGUCGAAAGUGCAACAAAGAGUUCAACGUCCUCUUCGCCCGGUCGCGCAAGUGCAACCACUGCGGCCACCUCUAUUGUCAAUCAUGCACCGACUACCAGGCCCUCAUGCCACGCCAGGGCGGCGGCAACGCUGGCUAUGACCCCGCAUCUGUCUGCGCGUACUGCAUCGAGAACCUCACAAUCACCGCUGCCGGCAAGGGCCAGCUUCGCAAGUACUCGUUGGCUAAGCUGAGGAAGUAUGCCAAGGAUUAUGAUAUAAAUGUGAAUGGUGUCAUUGAGAAGGACGACCUGAUAGACAAGAUCAUCGCUGCAAGGACCCCCCAUGGAUGCUUACCGAUUGCCAACGAGCGUUCAGACCGUCCGCGAGGCAUCUUCACACGCGCGAUGGAAGCCAUGGGUAGCUCUGCAUCGGACUCAGCACCUCAGCAGCCGCAGCAUUCUUCGCAGCAUUCUCCGCAGCAACAGCAACCACCUCCCUACCAGCCCCGCCAGCGCACGACGUCCCAUCCUCCGUCGUUCCCGCGUCCUGACCUGGAUGACCAGCAGCCCCCUCCUCCCCCACAGCCGAAUCAGAGUGCACCGCGCCCUCAACCGCAGCCGCAACGGCAACAGCAACAGCAGAGGCAGGACUACCACACGCACAGCCAGACGGGUCCAGGCAGGCAGCAGCACACGUACGCACCGCCGCCACGGAGCACCUACAGCUUCACCUACCAAUCGCGCUCGCCGCCCUCGCAGUCACAGACGCUGCCGCGCUCGCGUCCGCAAUACAACCCGCCGCCAGGGCCUCCCCCAGGACACAGCACGCACAACGCACGCGGAGCAUCCAACUCUGGCUCGCGCACGCACCUGAACGUGCCCCCGAGCGGCAGUGCGCGGCCGCGAAGCGCAAGUGCGCCGCGGACGCCGCGCUCGGGGAGCCCAUCGCGCGGGACGUCGCCGGCGCCUACGGCGGUACCUUCGCUGGGCGAGUUGCUCGCAAUGGCGCCUGAGGCGCUCAGCGCUCUGUCGAUCUCGACACUGAAGGCGGUGCUCUUCCGGAACCAUGUGAGCGCGGGCAUGAUCGUUGAGAAGGCGGAGCUCGUCGCCAAGGUGCGCGCGCUCGUUGAGGACGAGCGGCAUGAGCGCGCGGCCGCGCGUCGUCGCAUGGAGGAGGAAGAGGAGAGCGAGGAGGCGCGCGAGCAGAGGGAGAUGGAAGAGGUGCUGGAGCGCAGCCGGAGAGAGCAUGAGGAGUAUGAGCGCAGGAGAAGGGAGGAGCAGGCGGGAGAGCAAGACGAUGCGAUGCAAAGCGAGGAACGUGAGGCUGCACCGGACACCUCAAGUGCUGCGACUGACUCCACGGCGCCGCCGCAGGCCGAGAAGGAGAAAGCGAAGGGGACGACGCCGGCGGGGAAGCUGUCGCCGAAGGCGCAGGCGAUGGCCUCGCACCUCGAGCGCACAGGACUAUGCGUCAUCUGCCAGGACGAGGAGGCGAACAUCGCAAUCGUUGACUGUGGACACCUUGCGAUGUGCCGUGCGUGUUCGGACUUGGUCAUGAAUAGUUCGCGCGAGUGCCCGCUCUGUAGGACGCGGAUCGUCACCGAGGCGCGGUUGUUGCGGAUCUUCAAGGCGUAAAGCUGUGAGGGAGCUCCCGCCUGGCGCUGUUGCGUUUUGUUCAGGGGCUAAUACAGGCUAGUACACGUUUCUGUAGCCAUCUCACCAAUUGGUCGCAUGUGUUUGUUUCGUUCUUUUUCGGGUUGUCUGCGCCGCUCUCGUUCCCUGGUCGUAAUGCUUACUAGUCGCAACUUUGAUCGCUCUCAGGCCCCAGACUCUGAAUGGACGAUGUACUAGUCUGAAUGUACAAUAUGCACAUGCGUAGAAUCAAUGGGUCGGAUGAUCCACCUUGCAAGAGGAAAUGUCGAAAAAUGAUCCACAGC
This is a messenger RNA of Phanerochaete carnosa HHB-10118-sp, 2061 nucleotides long. RefSeq lists its product as uncharacterized. Gene Ontology annotation, molecular function: metal ion binding. The record is from RefSeq and is a predicted model, not a curated record. Lineage: Eukaryota; Fungi; Basidiomycota; Agaricomycetes; Polyporales; Phanerochaetaceae. Bases 74 to 1759 code for a protein of 561 amino acids. The transcript is spliced from 5 exons.